Molecule: messenger RNA, 2165 nt
Organism: Branchiostoma belcheri (Belcher's lancelet)
Lineage: Eukaryota; Metazoa; Chordata; Leptocardii; Amphioxiformes; Branchiostomatidae
Product: B-cell CLL/lymphoma 6 member B protein-like
Exons: 3
Coding region: 5-1411 (468 amino acids)
Biological process (GO): regulation of transcription by RNA polymerase II
Molecular function (GO): DNA-binding transcription factor activity, RNA polymerase II-specific; RNA polymerase II cis-regulatory region sequence-specific DNA binding; protein binding
Source: RefSeq, a predicted model, not a curated record
GGUUAUGCGUGGAAGGAAAAAGGAAAACAACAUCUGGGUCGUGAAAAAUUUUUCUCGUCUUUGCCGACGUCAUAGCUGUCGUAACUUACACCAGACGGUCCAGAUUCUUCAGCCUGAUUUAACCAUGGCCAUGGAGGCCCAUCCGCCGUAUGUCCACGGGCUGCUGCCGUGUAGUCUGCAGAGGAAACUCAAUCAGCAGAGACUGGCAGGACAGUACUGCGACUUGACCAUAAGGGUGCGGGAUGGAUCGUUCCAUCUUCACAGGUGCGUCCUGGCUGCCUUCUCCUCCUACAUUGCCCAAAUGGACUCUUCCAGCCAACCCCUGGUCAUCGAGCUCCCAGUCCUGACCUGCCGAGGUGUUCAGCCUCUCGUGUCUUUCCUCUACACCUCAAAGCUAGAACUGGACAGUGACAACAUCUUCGAAGUCUACACUGCAGCCGGGUAUCUCCAUCUUCAAGAGGCCAUCAACGACUGUGUCGACUUUCUCCAGAAAGUAAAGAAGCAAACUGCAAGCUCGGAAGGACAAGGGGAUGUCUUGGAGGCCACAAGCACAAGCAGGGGCGAAGACGGUUCAGAGACUCCUACACCUGUUGUCUCUGCUAGCCCACAUCCCUCGACAGUUGCCUGUAGUCCAGCUGGCCCCAGUGAGUCGGGAUCAUCUGUUAUCAAGAUUGAGGACUCAGGAAGCUGUACAGGCUGGGAGGAGUUCUCAGGGUUCGACGAGCGUAGAGAACCUUCAACAGUCAAUGUAGAGACUGAGAUUCUCUCAGCAGAGCACGACAUCACAGAGGCAAGAGCUGGGAAUGUAGACCAGGCAUCAAAAAAACGACAGUCCACAAGAAACAAAGACAUGUUUCCUGAAGCAGAGGGUUUGGACAAAAGGGGCACCCCUAACAUAGCACUACCACACCAGUACAUAGUUGUAAGCCCUGGAGACCAAAAUAGACACAGUACAGAGAUGGACAUUGGUGCCAGUGCAAGCACAGACAAUCUGUUGAUCCCCAGUAUGACAAGUUCACAGAGCAUUGUCAACUCUACAUCUUAUCCUGUGGGAGAUGCGUCGAAUGCCGGUUACACGUACAUGUACGGCCCUGGUCUUGUGAACGCAGGAGCGAACAGUGGACAAAGCAGCGGUACGCGAAAGGGAGGGGACUGCAUCUGCCCGCUGUGUGGAUGUGGUUUUAGCAGGAAGUCAACACUGAAGGUUCACAUGAGGACGCACACGGGCGAGAAGCCGUACCACUGCAGCAUGUGUCCGGCACGCUUCUCCGUGAAGUGUAACCUGAAGCAGCACGUGAAGAGCAUGCACCUACGUGACAGGCCGUUCAAAUGUGACCAGUGCCCGGCCGACUUCACUCAGCAACAACGGCUCUCGAGACACAUAGCAGAUUAUCAUACAGACACUGGCUGAACCACAUUUGUCAUGCAUGUGACUGUAUAAGAGAGACAGAACACAACCUUUUACCUUCCAAAACCAUUGACAAUUGCAAGUAUCUAUGACAGCACCUGCGCGACAGGCCGUUCAAAUGUGACCAGUGCCCCGCCAACUUUACACAGCAACAACGGCUCUCAAGACACAUAGCAGAUUAUCAUGGGGACACUGGUUGAGUUAUAAGUUUCUAUUAUAAUUUUUGUGAUAGUUAGCUGUAUCAGUGAAACAGAACAUGACGUUUUACCUUCCAAAACCAUAGACAAGUAUCUAUGACACUGCCUGUGUGACAGGCCCUUCAAAUGUGACCAGUGCCCAGCGGACUUCACACAGCAACAACGACUUUUGAGGCACAUAGCUAAUUAUCAUAGAGACACUGGUUGAGUCAUAUUUGUCAUGCAAUAUUUUGAUAGGUGGCUGUAUUAGUUAGCCAGAACAUGACGUAUUACUAGUAACGUUACCUCACAAAACCAUAGACAAGGAUGAAUGACAUUGCCUGUGUGACAGGCUGUUCAAAUGUGACUUUACACAGCAGAAACAACUCAUUCAUGAGACACAUAGCAGAUUAUCAUGAAGCCACUGGUUGAACCACAUUUAUUAUUUUUUUGAGAUAGGUGGCUGUAUUUGUUAGCCAGAACAUGGCAUUUUACCUUCCAAAACCAUUGACAAGGAUCUAUGACAGGCUUUUCUGUCAUAAGGCUCUGAUUAUGUUUUAUGAUGCACUGGUUUCUAAGAA